AUGGAUCUAUCCCUGUACUGCGACAGCAACCUCCUGCAUACACAAGAGUCAUUGUCAAGAUAUCGACCUGGAGGAUACCACCCAGUCAGCCUCGGAGAUACAUUUGCGAAUGAUCGUUACAAGAUAUAUCACAAGUUAGGAUGGGGUGGCUUUUCCACAGUAUGGCUUGCAAAAGACAGAGAUCGAAAUGAAUGGGUCGCCCUGAAAAUCAUGACCGCAAAUUCGUCGAUAUCUCGAGAGUUAGAAAUUCUGAACUUCUUAGAGAGGCAAUCUGAAAACGGGCUCUCUUCAAACUAUGUCGUUCAGCUGCUCGAUGCCUUCACCCACGAAGGUCCUAACGGGGUCCAUCAAUGUCUUGUAUUCGAAUUACUUGGUCCUUCAUUCGAUAAGGUCCUAUCAGACUACCGUGAAAGUCAAGAUAAACUCGAACCGGAAAUCGUGUUCAGAAUUUCCACCCAGCUGCUGAAGGCUGUUAAGUUUAUCCACGGUGCCGGCAUAUGCCAUGGAGGUGAGGGUUUCUUCCUAGUUGCUUUCUAUGGUAAGCGCCAUUUUACUCACUUCGUCAUAGACAUUAGUGGUCGGAACAUUGCAUUUACUUGCACUCAUACAUCUAAACAAACUGAUGAGGAGCUUUUCAAAGUUCUUGGAUACCCGGAAGUUGAGCCGCUAAAACGACUUGACGGCAUGCCUCUGGAGGAUGGAUUGCCGGCCCAACUAAUCAAGGCUGCAGAUUGGACUGAGUGGAUAGACGAGGACGAAGAGGAUAUUCGACUUCUUGAUUUUGGGGAGAGUUUCUAUCAAGGAAAGGAGCCUGCUAAGCUAGCCCAGCCAGGUUCAUUAAGGGUACCAGAGACGAUUUUCACCGACUCCUUUGAUUAUCAUGUCGAUUUAUGGCGCACAGGUUGUAUGAUUUAUUCCUUCUUAUUCGCGAGUUGGCCAUUCUGGUAUUUUGGCGAGGACGAAAUGCUAAUGUUGCAAAUGAUUGGCUUUGUGGAGAGAUUGCCAGCUGAAUGGCAGCCUAAGUGGGAAUCAAUGGUGAAGAGCUCUAGCCGUGAUCUGAAGCUAGAAGAAGAUGACGGAACUACGAAGCUUGAAAAAGAAUUUGCUACUUUGGCCAAUCCAACACUCGAACCUCUACUCCAGGCGAUCCAAGGAUUGAUGCGAUUUUUACCGUCUACUCGCAUUACUGCAGAAGAUGCCCUUGAUUUGAUAGGUGAUGUCCAAGAUAAUCUCCGGAUGGACGAAUUAAGCGAAUAG
Penicillium griseofulvum is the source of this 1257-nucleotide messenger RNA. RefSeq lists its product as uncharacterized. NCBI's taxonomy places the organism in Eukaryota, Fungi, Ascomycota, Eurotiomycetes, Eurotiales, Aspergillaceae. The record is from RefSeq and is a predicted model, not a curated record. The coding region runs from base 1 to 1257 and encodes 418 amino acids. The transcript is spliced from 4 exons. Gene Ontology annotation, molecular function: protein kinase activity; ATP binding. Gene Ontology annotation, biological process: regulation of mRNA processing; protein phosphorylation; spliceosomal complex assembly.